AUGGGCUUCCAGAAGUUCUCCCCCUUCCUGGCUCUCAGCAUCUUGGUCCUGUACCAAGCAGGCAGCCUCCAUGCAGUGCCACACAGAUCCAACCUGGUGAGCAGCCCAGACCUGGCUACACUCAGUGAGGAGGAAGCACGCCUCCUACUGGCUGCACUGGUGCAGGACUAUGUGCAGAGGAAGGCGAGUGAGCUGGAACAGGAGCUGGAGACAGAGGGCUCCAGCCUGGACAGCCCCAGAUCUAAGCGGUGCGGUAAUCUGAGUACUUGCAUGCUGGGCAUGUACACGCAGGACUUCAACAAGUUUCACACGUUCCCCCAAACCUCAAUUGGGGUUGGAGCACCUGGCAAGAAAAGGGAUAUGGCCAGCAACUUGGAGAGAGACCACCACCCUUACAUGGGCAUGCCCCAGGGUGCCAACUAAACGCCUUCCUUUCCUUUCUAAUUUCCUUUCUUGCUUCUUUCCUAUAACUUGAUGCAUGUGGUUCCUCUCUGGUUGCUCUUCAGUCUG
This is a messenger RNA of Otolemur garnettii (small-eared galago), 510 nucleotides long. RefSeq names its product calcitonin gene-related peptide 2. Gene Ontology annotation, molecular function: calcitonin receptor binding; hormone activity. Lineage: Eukaryota; Metazoa; Chordata; Mammalia; Primates; Galagidae. The record is from RefSeq and is a predicted model, not a curated record. Gene Ontology annotation, cellular component: extracellular region. Bases 1 to 423 code for a protein of 140 amino acids. The transcript is spliced from 3 exons.